Cynara cardunculus var. scolymus (artichoke) is the source of this 2105-nucleotide messenger RNA. Its product is annotated as heterogeneous nuclear ribonucleoprotein 1-like. Gene Ontology annotation, molecular function: RNA binding. Bases 191 to 1630 code for a protein of 479 amino acids. NCBI's taxonomy places the organism in Eukaryota, Viridiplantae, Streptophyta, Magnoliopsida, Asterales, Asteraceae. The record is from RefSeq and is a predicted model, not a curated record. The transcript has 5 exons.
CGAGGAGGAUGAACAUGCCCUCGGUUCUUAUUGCUCCUCCUCUCAGAUCUUAACUGUUCCUUUUUCAAGGAGGACUUGAAUUGGUGUUAGAUUGAUCGUCAUCGAGGGAUCCGAUGUUUUCUUAUUGAAUCCGAUAAUACCCAUUUGAUAUUAGGCGUAUUAAUCUGCUUGUAACUUAAAAGCAAGAAAAAUGCAAUCGGAUCUUGGUAAGUUAUUCAUCGGUGGGAUAUCAUGGGAUACGAACGAAGAACGCUUACAGGAGUAUUUCAGUAGUUAUGGUGAGGUGUUGGAAGCUGUUAUUAUGAAAGAUCACACCACUGGCCGUGCUCGUGGUUUCGGUUUCGUUGUCUUUGCGGAUCCUGCUGUUGCCGAAAGAGUCAUCAAAGAGAAGCACAACAUCGAUGGCCGAAUGGUCGAGGCUAAGAAGGCUGUUCCUCGAGAUGAUCAAAGCACAAUCAGUAGAAACAGCAAUAGCAUUCAGGGAUCUCCAGUUGCAGGCCGAACAAGAAAGAUAUUCGUAGGAGGUUUAGCAUCCACCGUCACCGAGAAUGAUUUCAAGAGGUAUUUUGAGCAAUUUGGUAAUAUUACAGAUGUCGUAGUUAUGUAUGAUCAUAAUACACAAAGGCCAAGAGGAUUUGGAUUCAUUACUUAUGAUUCAGAAGAAGCCGUAGAUAAAGUCCUCUUGAAAACUUUCCAUGAACUGAACGGUAAAAUGGUUGAAGUUAAACGUGCUGUCCCAAAAGAACUUUCACCCAGUCCUAGCCGAACCAUGGUUGGUGCGUACCCCUAUGGUCUGGGUCGAACCAGUGGCUUUCUUAAUGGCUACACUCAAGGAUCCUACUCUCCUAGUGUGGUUGGAGGUUAUGGUGUUAGAAUGGAUGGCAGGUUCAGUCCGGUUCCGGCUGGUAGAAGUGGGUUCGCUACUUUUGGUUCUGGUUACGGAAUGGGAUUAAACUUUGAACCAAAUAUGAGCAGCCCUAACUAUAAUCGGGCUUUAAGCUACGGAAGGGGAAUGAGUCCUUAUUUUGUAGGGACUUCAAAUCGGUUCACGGGUCCUAUAAAUUUUGAUGGUGGGAAUGGAGGGAAUACUUCUUUCUUCAGUUCGACUCCGAGGAACUUAUGGGGUAAUGGCGGGUUUAACUAUGGAUCAAAUUCAGCGGGAUCUAGUGGUUAUGUUGGAUCAGGAAGUGGGGUUAUCGGCGGGGGGUUAUUUGGGAAUUCUAGUCUCAAUUGGGGUUCUUCUCCAAUUGCAAAUCAAGGUGGCGGGAUUGGGAACUCUUCUACGCAGAGUGGGAAUCUUGGUUACGGAGGAGGUGAUAACAGUUAUGGUUUAGGAGGCGGCAGUGGGUAUGGUAGAAACGUUGCGACUAGUGGUGGUGCCGCUGCUAACGGUGGUGGUGGCGGCUAUGAAGGGCCUUUUUCUGACUUUUAUAGUGGUGCUAGCGGCAGCUCUGUUUAUGGCGGAGACCCAACUUGGCGGUCGGGAAAUAGUGAGCAAGAGGGGUCUGGUUCGUUUGGCGGGUAUGGGAUUGGCGGUGACGGUUCUGAUGUGCAAACUAAAAGUUCUCCUGGUUAUGUUGGUGCUUAUACCGUUGCCAAGCGACACACAAACAGAGGAAUUGCUGGCUAGUUUGGGCUUCGAAAGGCGACAAUAGUAGAUGAAGCUUGGUGUACCAGGUGAAACUGUGAAUUUUGCGAACCUCUGUAUGUUGAAAAAACUUGAAAAAAAGUCGGGUUAUCUUCUCCAGAGCUAAGUAGAAUGCUCGUUUUAGAGAUAGAAGAAGGCUUAUAAGUGAGUUCUUUAUUUCUUUUUUUUUUUUUUUGUGUUUUUAUGGAUUGAAUUUGAGUUACAUUUUUGGUCUUUUUGAGUGAGAUGUAAAAUCAGGUUGCGGCGUAUAGUCAAGAAAUGUAUCAUCUUGCAUCUCUGGUGAGACGGGCGAUGCAUGAAAAACAGGAUAAAAUGAUGCUUUUUGGUUUUAAGGUUUAGGGUUUCUUGAUUUUGUUUUUCCUGUUAGAAAAGAAAGAGAAACGGAAACUGCAAACUUGUAGCUCAUCGUCGUUUAUCGUUUUCGUUUUCGAAUUUUUAUUGGGGAUUUUGUUGUUUC